Molecule: messenger RNA, 1113 nt
Organism: Sphaerulina musiva SO2202
Lineage: Eukaryota; Fungi; Ascomycota; Dothideomycetes; Mycosphaerellales; Mycosphaerellaceae
Product: ribosome recycling factor
Exons: 3
Coding region: 47-889 (280 amino acids)
Biological process (GO): translation
Cellular component (GO): mitochondrion
Molecular function (GO): ribosomal large subunit binding
Source: RefSeq, a predicted model, not a curated record
GACCUGUCAUAGAAGGCAUUAUCUCAUCAUCAUAUCAUCCGCCAUCAUGUGUCGUUUCUGUGGAGUCCUUGUUGGCGAGUGCCUUGCGCCUCUCAUCCGAAGAACAGCAGCAACGGUGCAGAAGAGGUCGAUGAGCAGCAGAGUCGCAUAUCGUGCCGCCAUCCGCACAGCACAGCCUAGCAUUGCUCAAAGCAGCGCCAAGCCGUUCUCGACUUCGGCGAUUUUGAGCAAGAAAGGAGGUAAGGCAUCUCGCGAGGAGAAAAAGGCCGACUCGAAAGGGAAGACCGAUGCCGCGAGUGCUGCCACUGAGGAUCCAUACGACUUCUCUGCUCUGGAAAGCGAGAUUGCGAGCACGUUGGAACGGCUGAAGAACGAUCUGUCCAAGCUACGAGCCGGUGGCCGCUUCAACCCCGAAGUCGUCGAAAAUCUGCGCGUACAACCGAACAAGCAAAGCACCCAGACUGUCAGGCUCAACGAUGUCGCCCAGGUCGUUCCCAAAGGCCGCACAGUGCAAGUCCUGGUCGGCGAGGAGGAUCAUGUUAAGCCGGUCACUUCCGCCAUCCAGUCUUCUUCGCUAUCGCUCACCCCUCAACCGGAUCCCACUGGUCAGAAUAAACUCCUUCUCAUCUUAAACAUCCCACCCCCAACGGCACAAUCACGCAAAGCUGUCAUCGACGAAGCUGUGAAAGCAGGUGAAAAGGCUAGCACGAGUAUAAGAGAUGCGAGGGGCAAACAGCAGAAGAAGUUACGGGCAAUGCAGUUGAACAAAUCUGCUAGGCCGGAUGAUCUGAAAAAGGCUGGUACGAUGAUGGAGAAGACGGUUGAAAAGGGAAGCGCCGAGCUAAAGAAGGUGGUCGAUAACGCUAAGAAGGUAUUGGAGAGUGCUUGAUACUGCUCAAUGAUGUGUUUCAGUCUUCAAUCCAUUGAUAUAAACACUGGCGAACUGACUCCAUCGCGCCGUGAUCGAUGUUCUGGAUUGGGACCAAGAUUGCGGUACGUACAGUGGACAAGAAGCCAUGUUCAGGACUGGAACUUUUACCUUGCAGUUUGGCUCAGCCCAAUAAAGUGGCCAGAGAACGAGAUAGUCUUCUUUGGGGAUCACGAGGAUGUAGG